Messenger RNA from Sarcophilus harrisii (Tasmanian devil), 6564 nucleotides. It is a transcript of the gene EVPL, whose product is annotated as envoplakin. The coding region runs from base 211 to 6300 and encodes 2029 amino acids. Gene Ontology annotation, molecular function: cadherin binding; structural molecule activity. Lineage: Eukaryota; Metazoa; Chordata; Mammalia; Dasyuromorphia; Dasyuridae. The transcript has 22 exons. Gene Ontology annotation, cellular component: membrane; cytoskeleton; intermediate filament. The record is from RefSeq and is a predicted model, not a curated record. Gene Ontology annotation, biological process: intermediate filament cytoskeleton organization; wound healing.
GGAGUACUUCCCUCCUAAACUGGUUGUGUUGGUCUGUGUGUGUGCGCGCGCGAGCUCCCGGCCCGCUCACCUGCAGGGAGGAGCCUCCCAGAAACUCUUCUUCCCGGGCCAGGUCCUCCGCCCGCACAAAACCGGCCCGAAACACCGGGGACCCACUCGGCUGCAGCCUGAGCCCGCGUCCGAGCCGCCGCCCGAGCCUGCGCCAGCGCUAUGUUUAAGGGGCUAAGUAAAGGCUCCCCUGGGAAGGGGGUCUCCAAGGGCUCUCCCAAGGGCUCCCCCAGCAAGCACACCAGGGCCUCCACCCAAGAAUUAGCACAACUCAUCACACGCAUGCAAGCCAAUGCAGACCAAGUGGAGAGGGACAUCCUGGAGACCCAGAGGAGACUGAAGCUGGACAGGACAAACAGUGAACAGAACCAAGCCCUCCAGUACCAAGAGGAGACUGGUCGGGACCUGAAGGAAGCUGAGAUGUUGCUGAAGGACCUCUUCCUGGACAUGGACAAAGCCAAGAGAAUGAAGCAUCCACAAGCGGCUGAGAUUGAGAAAGACAUCAAGCAACUGCAUGAACGGGUGACCCAGGAAUGUGCCGAGUACCGCGAGCUCUACGAGAAGAUCGUGCUGCCUUCUGACAUAACACCAAAAGUUGACUGGGCUCGGGUGCUGGAGCAGAAACAGAAGCAGAUCUGUGAGGGGCAAUAUGGCUCAGGCAUGCCAGAACUGGAGCAGCAAAUCGCCGAGCACAACAUCUUGCAGAGGGAGAUCGAAGCUUAUGGACAGCAGCUUCGCUGCUUCAGCGGCCCGGAUGCUGCAGCCAUCAAGAAUCAAUACCGAGAUCUACUGAAGGCAGCCACAUGGCGUGGGCAGAGUCUAGGCAGCCUCUACACCCACCUACAGAACUGUACCCGGCAGCUCGGUGCCCUGACUGAACAGCAGCGUCGCAUCCUUCAGCAGGACUGGAGUGACAAUAUGGCGGACCCCGUUGGGGUGCGCCAGGAAUAUGAGCACUUCAAGAGCCAGGAACUGCUGAUGCAGGAGCAAUGUGUAAACCAGUUAGAGGAUGAUGGGGAGCGUAUGGUGGAGCUCAAGCAUCCAGCUGUGGGACCCAUCCAGGCUCACCAAGAGGCCCUGAAGACUGAAUGGCAGAAUUUCCUGAACCUAUGCAUCUGUCAGGAGAGCCAGUUGCAAUGUGUAGAAGACUACCGCAGGUUUCAAGAUAACUUGGACGCUGCCGACCAGACACUGAAGAAAGUGAGCUCAACUCUGAACACGAAGGGCCAUCCUGGCCACGGGAGCCCUCCGGGGGCGGCCUCAGACUGGCUUCGGCAGUUGGAGGCUGAAGAAAGGCAGCUAAACACAUUGGAGAGGACAGUCAAAGACCUAAAGAAACAAGCCCAGGAUAUUUUCCCCCUCCCUCUUCGAAGGAAGCAUCUUGUGAAGCCCCUCCAGGUGGACAGCAUCUGCGACUGGGAUUCUGGCGACGUGCAACUAUUUCGAGGCGAAAAGUACACCCUGAAGGAUAACAGUGACCCCCAUACCUGGGUGGUGGAGGGUUCUGGUGGGGAGUCCAAGAGAGCCCCAGCUGCCUGCUUCUGUAUCCCCCCACCUGACCUAGAAGCCAUGGCCAGGGUUGGCAGGAUAGAUUGUGACCUGCAGGCGCUGAAGCAGAAAUGUAAGGACUUCCAGCGCAAUGCAAUGACCAGUUCCAGUGAGCUCGUGCGGCCCAGCAAGCAGGCUCCUUCAGGCUCUGCCCCAGUCAGCCCCCAAGCCCAGAAGCUGCUGACCCAGCUGACUCAGUUGGAUAGUAACCUGAACCAGAUAGAACAUGAGAUCCUGGGCUGGAUCCGUGCCCCCCUGAACCGCAGUGCCCCCCUGGAUGAUCUCAACACUCGUAUCCGGAGCCAGGAGAACGUCACCCGGAGGCUGCAGGGCCUGGAAGCUGAAAAGGAGGCCACACAGAAGGAGUGCGAGUCUCUCCUGUCCUCCAAGCCAGCCGGACCCGCGGGGCUUCACCUGCCAGUGACCCUUAACAACGUCAAGAACAAAUUCAGUGACGUGCAGGUCCUCUGCAGUCUCUACGGGGAAAAGGCAAAAGCGUCCCGCGCCCUGGAACAGCAGAUCCAGGCCUCGGAGAAGGUGAUUCGGGGCUUCGAGUCCGGCUUGGCGCAGGAGGCGCCCAUCGCCGCGGGCCCUGGCGCCCUGCAGGAGCGGAUCAGUCAGCUGCAGCGGCAGAGACGGGAGCUGCUGGAGCAGCAGGCCUGCGUCCUGGGCCUGCACCGGGAGCUGAAGGCCACCGAGCAUGGCUGCGGCGCGCUACAAAACAACUUCCAAGAAUUCUGCCAAGAUCUGCCCCGCCAGCGGCGCCAGGUGCAGGGGCUCACCGACCGCUACCACGCCGUGGCCGACCAGCUGGACCUGCGGGAGAAGGCCGUACAGGACGCCAGCCUCCUGCACCAGCAGCUCAGGAACGGCAGCGAGAACCUCCGCUCCUGGAUGGAGCACCUCCCUCGCCACGAGCUGGGGCCCUCCGACGGGCCCAGUCAGGUCGCCUACAAGCUGCAGGCCCAGAAGCGUCUGGUCCAGGAAAUCCAGAAUAAAGAGAAAGACAAAAACACAGUAUUCCACUUAUCCCAGGACCUGCAAGCUGCUCUCCAAGAUUAUGAGCUGCAGACAGACAAGUACCGCUGCUCCCUGGACCCCACACUGACUGCAUCUGCCCCCAAGAGACUCCGAAUCACUCCUUUGCAGGAGAGCAUCCAGGCCCAGGAGAAGGACCUAAUCAACCGCUAUACUUCAGUUGCUGCCCAAACGCAGCAGCAGCUGAGUCAGCUGGAGUUUGCCAAGAAGGUGUUGGAAAAGAAGGAAAUCAGUGAGGCUGUCCAGCUGACUCCCCACCCCACGCAGUGGUUGGAGAACCAGCCCCCGGCCAGCAGGGAGUCAGAGAGCCAGGUGCUCAAGUCCCAGCUGGAGGAGGAGAGGCAGCGUGUGGCUCGCGUGCAGCAGGAGCUCCAGGAGCAGAGGAGGCAGCUGCUGCUGCUGAAGACCCAGAAGCCUGUGGAGAGGCUGGAGGAAAAGGAAGUGGUCGAGUUCUACAGGGACCCCAAGCUCGAGAGCAGCCUGUCCAAAAUGAAACACCAGGUGGAGGAGGAGGGCAAGAAGUGGGCCGUCCUGAAGGCUGACCUGGAGGUGAUUAACCAGAAAAUAGCCCGGCUGGAAAAGGAGAAGAACGACAUUCAGCCCCAUUUGCUGACCAAGGAAGUCACCCAAAUCAAGAGGGACCCCACGCUGGACAGCCAGGCAGCCCAGAUCAAUGCUGAGAUUGAACAUCUUCGAGGAGACAACGCCAUCAUCUCUGCCCGGGUGGAACAACUAAAGAAAGAACUAAAGGCCCUGGAACAGAAAGAGGCUAAUGUGAAGGAGAAGGUAGUGGUGAAGGAGGUGGUCAAGUUGGAGAAAGAUCCCGAAAUGGUCAAGGCAUCCUGGGCUCUGAAGCGGCAGAUUGAGGAAGAUGCCGGCCGCAGGAAAGUGGCGGAGGAGGCAACAGUCAAGCUGCAGGCUCGUGUCCAGGAACUGGAGCAGCAGAUCAGCUCCAUGGAGCCCAAAAUCAUUGUCAAAGAGGUGAAGAAAGUGGAGCAGGACCCUGGGCUCCUUAAAGAGUCUGUCAAACUCAGGAACCUCAUUGAGGAGGAGAAGAAGAAGAACAUGGUGCUGACCAGGGAGCUCAAUGACUUGCACAGCAAGUACAGCAUGGUGGAAAAACAGAAGCCCAAGGUGGAAUUCAAGGAGAGAGUCAAUGAGAUCUUCCAGGUGGAUCCAGAGACAGAGAAGGAGAUUGCCCGGCUCAGGGCCGAGCUCCAGGACACCACAAACAAAAGAAGUGCCAUUGAGAAGGAGGUGGAGGGAACCCUACCAGAGCUGACCCUCCUCCGGGCCCAGAAGCCAACGGUGGAAUACAAGGAAGUGAUCCAAGAGGUGGUGAAACAUGAGAAGAGCCCAGAGCUCCUCAGGGAGAUUGACCAGCUGAAGGCCCAGCUCAAUGAUCUCGUCAACACCAAUGGCCGGUCUCAGGAGCAACUCAUCCGACUGAAGGGGGAGCGGGAUGAGUGGAAAAGAGAGAGAUCCAAGGUCGAAACUAAGAUGGUGAACAAAGAAGUGAUACGCUACGAGAGUGACCCGGUCCUGGAGAAGGAGGUGGAGCGUCUCCGGCGGGAGGUGCGGGACACGGUCCAGAAGAGGAGAGCCACAGAAGAUGUGGUCUAUGAGCUUCAGAACAAGUACCUGCUGUUGGAGAGGAGAAGACCCGAGGAGAAGGUGGUGGUCAAGGAAGUGGUGGUUACCCAGAAGGACCCAAAGCUCCACGAGGACCACAGUCGCCUCAGCCGGAGCCUGGAUGAGGAAGUGGCCAACAGGCGGAAGCUGGAGCGCGAGGUGCAGCAGCUCCAGGCCACGGUGGAAGAGAAGGAGAAUCUCCUCAGUUUCCAAGAGGACCGUGACAAAAAGCUAGCAAUCGAGAAGGAACUGCGGCAGCUGAGCCUGAGGAUCCAGGAGAUGGAGCAGCGGCCUCCGGCGGUGCAAGAGAAAAUCAUCAUGGAGGAAGUGGUUAAGCUGGAGAAGGACCCAGACCUGGAGAAGUCUACCGAGACCCUGCGGCGGGAGCUAGACAGCGAGAAGAACCGGGUGAUGGACUUACACCGGGAGUGCAAGAACCUGCAGGUGAAAAUCGACGUCCUCCAGAAGACCAAGUCCCAGGAAAAGACCAUCUACAAAGAAGUCAUCCGGGUGGAGAAGGACCGGGUCUUAGAAACGGAAAGGUCCCGCAUCUGGGAGCUGCUCAACAAGGACCGGGCUGCGAGGCAGAACAGGGAGGAGGACGUGAGGAGGCUCAAGGAGAGGCUCGAGAGGGCCGAGGCGCUGCAGAGGACCUGGUCACGGGAAGAAGCUGACCUCCAGAAGGCCCGGAGCCAGGCCAGCCAGGAGCGAGCCCAGCUCGAGAAGGAGAUGAGGAAGCUCGAGAGGCAAAAGCAGGAGAGGAUGCUCUGCUUCCAGGAGGAGUCCAAACUGCUCAGCCAGAAGACAGAAAGUGAGCGGCAGAAGAAGGCCCAGCGGGGUCAGGAGCUCUCUCAGCUGGAGGAGGCCAUUCUGUGGGAGAAGGACCAGAUCCACGAGAAGGAGAGGACUCUCAGAGAGCUCCAGCUAAAAGUGAAGCAGGAAGAGAUGAACCAGGACACACAGCUGAGGGAGACCAACCUCUCCACAAAGAUCUCCAUCCUGGACCCAGACUCUGGGAAGGACAUGUCCCCGUACGAAGCCUACAAGCGGGGCAUCAUCGACCGGGGACAGUACAUCCAGCUGCAGGAAUUGGAGUGUGACUGGGAGGAGGUCACCACCAUGACCCCGUGUGGAGAGGAGACCCUCCUCCUGGACAAGAAGAGCGGGAAGCAGUACUCCAUCGAGGACGCCCUGCGCUGCAGGAGGAUCACCAAGGAGGAGUACCACCUCUAUAAGGACGGCCGCCUCCCCAUCUCCGAAUUCGCGCUCCUGGUGGCGGGAGAGACCAAGUCUGCCCCCCUCUCCAUAGGCUCCAUCAUCUCCAAGGCCCCCGGCCCCUCCCCGGCCCCCCAAGCCAGCAGCAUCUUCUGCCCCGGCUCCUCCCUUGGCCUCGGUGACGACACCUUUCCCAUCGCGGGCGUCUAUGACACGACCACCGACAAUAAGUGCAACAUCAAGACCGCUGUGGGCAAGAAGAUGCUGGACCCGCUCACCGGGCAGAAGCUGCUCGAGGCGCAGGCGGCCACGGGGGGCAUCGUGGACCUCCUGACCCGGGAGCGCUACUCGGUGCACAAGGCCCUGGACCGAGGCCUCAUAGAGAACACUUCCACCCAGAGGCUGCUCAAUGCCCAGAAGGCCUUCACCGGCAUCGAGGACCCCGUCACGAGGAAGAGGCUGUCGGUGGGUGAGGCCAUCCAGAAGGGCUGGAUGCCCCGCGAGAGUGCCCUGGCCCACCUGCAGGUUCAGCAUCUCACGGGGGGACUCAUUGAUCCCAAGAGGACAGGCCGCAUGCCUCUCCCCCAAGCCUUGCUGGCCGGCAUGGUCAAUGAAGAGCUGGCUCAGCUCCUCCAGGAUGAAUCCAGCUACGAAAAAGAACUGGUCGACCCCAUCUCCAAAGAGCGCCUAAGUUACAAGGAAGCCAUGGCCCGCUGCCGGAGGGACCCAAUGACCGGCCUCCUGCUCCUCCCUGCAACCCAAGAGAACUACUGUUCUUACCGCACGGCCUCCCCUUCCCUGCCACGCUCUCUGUGCUAACGGGAGCAUCCCGGGCACGCUGAGAAGGGGGGAAGGCGGGGGUUAGAGGUCACCUCUUUUUUUAGCUAAAUAAAAUUCCCUUAUACUCUCCAAAGGCAGCCAGAUCCCCGAUCUCUCUCCGUUUAAAUGUUUUAUCAUGAAGAGUGGUCUCUGUAUCUGAGCUCCCCUACCUUAGAUGACUAACAACAUUUCCUUAGCCCCAGAAGUCAGCAUGACUUUGUCCUCUCCAACCAAAUGCAUGCAAUAAACUCCCCUAUCGUCUCA